Leptonychotes weddellii (Weddell seal) is the source of this 554-nucleotide messenger RNA. RefSeq names its product chromosome 11 C11orf97 homolog (gene C11H11orf97). NCBI's taxonomy places the organism in Eukaryota, Metazoa, Chordata, Mammalia, Carnivora, Phocidae. The record is from RefSeq and is a predicted model, not a curated record. Gene Ontology annotation, cellular component: ciliary base.
AUGAGGCGGGAAGAAGCGGUGGUGGUGAGCGCGGUGGCGGUGCCGGAGGCGGGCGGAGACCAGGAGCAGCCUCGGCCGCCUGCCGGGCUGGGGUGCGGGGCGCGCGGGGAGCUCGGCGGCGGCGGCCCCCAGGAGUCUUGCAAACAGUGGAAGAAAUUCUUAUAUUCUGAGCCACAUAAGAGAAUUAAGGAAGUACUAGAAGAAGAACUUUAUAUUAAAAGAGAUGAGUGCCGCAUUAAAAAUCCACCUGCAGUGGCCCUGGAAGGGAUUUGGAGCAUUAAAAGGAAUCUCCCCGUGGGAGGCUUGAAGCCGGGACUGCUGAGCGGAAACAGUUUGCUGCCACAAGCCAAGUACUAUUCGAGGCAUGGAGGGCUGAGAAGAUAAGAUGAAUACAUUUUUCCACUGAGAAGAAACUUCCUCCCCCUGAUGUCUGAAAAACAGAGAAUCCAAGCUUGUUUCACAGUUUAAGAUGUAUAAAAAAAUGCAUAUUCUUAUUAUUGGUAUUAAUUCCUAUCUGUAAAUUAAUCCAAGGCAAUGAAGGACUAUUGGUAAAG